GGCGCCGUGGGGCGCCUGGAGGCCACGCACUAUCAGCUCGUCUAUACGUGCAAGGUCUGCCAGACCCGAUCUUCAAAAACCAUUUCCAAGCUGGCCUACCAUAAAGGAGUGGUAAUAGUGAAGUGUCCCGGCUGCAAGAAUCACCAUGUCAUAGCAGACAACUUAGGGUGGUUUUCAGAUCUGGAAGGAAAGAGGAAUAUCGAGGAAAUUCUGGCAGCCAAAGGGGAGAAGGUGAGACGUGUGGUUGGCGAGGAAGCCCUGGAACUGCUUCUGGAAAGCGCUGCAGAUCCCAAGUCACAAAGUCCUCCUGCGGAGGGAGAAGGUGGGGACGAUCCCCCGGAGACCCCCGGCAAGGCACCGACCUCAUGAACUGCUUUUGUGUCGUUCUGCUUGUGGCAAGGAGAGACUUUUGAGAGAUUUUUUCCCAUUCUUUUUUGUUUAAAAUAAAUGAAGGGAGGCACCGGCCUUCUUAUUCUUUUUCCUGUGUAGUUUUGCCUUUGACCGAGGUAAUGUUAUUAAGGAAGGACCRUGGAUGUUUUGCUGUUACUUGUUUUGUGGACUUUAAAGCUAUCCCGAGUGCUUAAACAGUGUCAGGAAUCCUGCAUCGAUCUCUUUUGAGACAGAACCAGUAAUUUUUUGCCGGUGUGUUUUAACCUAAGGAGGAGCAGUUCUGUGGGGAAGUUUUAGUACCYUUUUCUGGUCUUGUGUCAAGUGUUGUAUCACAGCAGCUGAACUUAAUAUUUGUAAAGCACAUGAGGGAUAAAUAGAUGAGCUAGAAAGCUGUCUUGGUGUUAUUUGACAGCUSUUGAGGUGCUUGUUAUUAUUACUGCUGCACAGUUAAAAUCGGCUAAAAGAAAAAAUAACGAUUUUGUAACUGAAAAAUUUAGGUGUUAGCCAGGCACACAAUACCUGGGUGGUGAUGAAUCAGGCAGUAAGGUGAUGGGACUGCACCUUCCUGGGGCUCAAACCCCCCAGCUGCAAAAAGAAAAUUACCUUAGGUAGACAGUAGCAAAAUCCUUCUUAACACAUUUUCUUCUCUAGGCUGAGCAAUCCCAGCUCUCUCAGCCAAACAUAUCUAGGUGCUUGUGGUCUUUAAUUAGCCAAGUAUUCAGYGAGGAUGUUGCACGUAUUCAUGUAUUUAUUUAAUUCAUAUGAAGAGUUCAUAGUAAUUUUGUGUGUUGGGUUAUAAGCACAGUUCUGAGUGGCAGGAAGAUAGUCAUGUUUUCCUGUUGGUAAGUGGUAUCAAAGUGAUUAAAGAGCG
Molecule: messenger RNA, 1261 nt
Organism: Nothoprocta perdicaria
Lineage: Eukaryota; Metazoa; Chordata; Aves; Tinamiformes; Tinamidae
Gene: DNLZ
Product: DNL-type zinc finger
Exons: 3
Biological process (GO): protein folding; protein stabilization; protein import into mitochondrial matrix
Cellular component (GO): mitochondrion
Molecular function (GO): protein-folding chaperone binding; zinc ion binding
Source: RefSeq, a predicted model, not a curated record